Messenger RNA from Colletotrichum acutatum, 528 nucleotides. RefSeq lists its product as uncharacterized. The record is from RefSeq and is a predicted model, not a curated record. The transcript has a single exon. Bases 93 to 404 code for a protein of 103 amino acids. Lineage: Eukaryota; Fungi; Ascomycota; Sordariomycetes; Glomerellales; Glomerellaceae.
UAGCCAUGUCUGACCUUGUGCUUGGGUACCCUAUGGCCAGCUUUCGGUGCGGUAUGCAUGUGCAGGGUUUAUCCGCAACCUCCCAAUGAUAGAUGCAAACACCUAAUAAUGUCCCGUCCUUCAGUGCUUUAGCAAUUGGAAUUCUAGUCAUACCCUCCUGCUACGGUUAUAACAAUUACAAUUCCAAUUACACGCCCUGGAAUGAUGAUCCUGCAGGCCAAGUCGGACUCUCCGGUUGUAUUCAGCCGCGUUUUUCCAGCUCCCGUCGGUCUCCCGUAACUCAUCGGCCGGUUGCGACGACUCAUCUUCCACGAGAUCUCCAAGGCAAAAAGUCAUUACGAAGAAUGCUCACGCCAGCCUCACUUACUUUCACCGAAACUGCGUUUAUGUGCUCAGAGCUCUAGUCGAUAAAUCAGCCGCGUUCCCAAAGCUUCAUCUUCUUCAAUUAUUCCUUCUCAUAAAGUCGACGAGGUCCAGCAACUUCACAACAACCUCAUCCUUUCCACCAAUGGCCUCCUUGCCUACACA